Messenger RNA from Eruca vesicaria subsp. sativa (arugula), 1196 nucleotides. Lineage: Eukaryota; Viridiplantae; Streptophyta; Magnoliopsida; Brassicales; Brassicaceae. The record is from the annotation of a GenBank genome assembly.
GAGAGCCAAAAAGAUCCGAAAUAGCCGGCGAAGGUUACGGCGACGUCGUAAUCCGAUUAGACACGAGGGGUAAAAAUGGGAAACCAGAAAUUAAAAUGGACGGUGGAUGAAGAGGACGCCUUACGCGCCGGAAUUGAAAAACACGGCCCCGGAAAAUGGAAGAACAUUCUCCGUGAUCCCGACUUCGCUCAUCGUCUCAACAAUCGCUCCAACAUUGACCUAAAGGAUAAGUGGCGGAACUUGUGUGUUGCUCCGGGUACGCAAUGCUUAAAGGAUAAGGCGAGAACAACGACAAAGUUCAAAGAAGAAGGCGUUACUCUGGCUUCACUUGCAGCUACUCCACUUCCUAACUCUUCUGCUUCUUCUUCGCCAGCUACUUCUCUUCCACGUAGUGCUUCUUCUGAGUUUGGGGUUGAUAACUUUGGCGUUGAUAACAAGAACGCUCCCAGGUAUGACGCGAUGAUAUUUGAAGCUAUCUCUGAGUUAGCGGAUGCGAAUGGUUCUGAUGUCGGUUCCAUCUUCAGCUUCAUCGAGUCAAGGCAUGAAGUGCCGCCAACAUUUAGAAGAGUCCUAAGUUCAAGACUGAGGAGGCUAGCAGCUCAGGGAAAACUUUCCAAGGUUAGCAACUCAAAACCUUUACUGAACUUCUACAAGCUACCAGAUCGAUCAGAAACAACAACAAGAACAACUCCUACCCCAAGACUAAAGGAGACAAACAUAAAACCCCGGCAGUCAAACAAUCAACCUCCUGCAGUGUCACAAGAGAUGAUCGACGAAGCAGCAAUAACAGCAGCAUGUAAAGUCGUAGAAGCAGAGAAUAAAAUAAAUGUAGCCAAAGUAGCAGUGGAAGAGUUGGAGAAGACGACUAAGCUUGCAGAUGAAACUGAUCUUCUACUGAAGUUAGCGAAAGAGUUACAUGAACAAUGUUGUCGCGGCGAGGUAGUGGUCCUGGCUUGAGUCUAUGGGGACAUAGUCUCUACAUUCAGCCUUAGGUUCAUAACACUCUUCAGACCAGAGUUGAAGACUUUGGUUUAGUUGUUGUUGAUAUAUAUAUUAAAGAUAAAAGAAGAAGAGUCAAUUUUCAGGAGGCGCGACUCUGUUUUUGUGAGUAAUUUUAGAGGCUUCUCAUAUACAUAAACAUACACUAUUAGUGAGAGAUUUGCUCUUUUGUCAUGAAUUCUUAUUUUUGAAUAGAG